Cydia splendana is the source of this 7116-nucleotide messenger RNA. Its product is annotated as transcriptional regulator ATRX homolog. The annotation marks the transcript as partial. The record is from RefSeq and is a predicted model, not a curated record. Gene Ontology annotation, cellular component: nucleus. The transcript is spliced from 29 exons. Gene Ontology annotation, molecular function: ATP binding; ATP-dependent chromatin remodeler activity; ATP hydrolysis activity. NCBI's taxonomy places the organism in Eukaryota, Metazoa, Arthropoda, Insecta, Lepidoptera, Tortricidae.
AUGGUUUUUUAUUUUCUUUCGAAUUUAGUAGCAUUAUAAUUCUUCUGCGUUGCGUUUUCGUCUGUACAUAAGUAUAUAGUGAAUUCAGAUCGGAAUUAUUGAUGAACUGUUUAUCCGUAAUUCAUCAAAUACUUACAAGUCUCCUAUAUUUAGUUCAAAGUGAUUCGUGUGAGCAGACCGUGUAACAAAAUGGCAGAAGAAGUACCUGUUAGCGAUGUUCUUUGUGAAGCUAUGGAAUAUUUGUGCAAGCUCGGAUCGAAUUUGAGAACGCGCUCACAGAACCUAAAGGAUAAGAGAAUGAGCAAAGACAAGCUACGAAAUACCCACGCGGUGCGUAAAGCGGCUUCUAAGGUGUUAUUAAUAUGCGAAUUAUCACGAAAAUCGCUGGAGAACGUCGAAAACGGCGUGAAAAGGGUGUUGACGCUUGUAGACGCCGCGCGGUGCUCGCCCGUGACAGUUGGCGCCAAAGAUGAAAAUCGCUCUAGGAAUAAGAAAAAGUAUUUCUACUUCGAAUAUGACUCUUGUAAGUUAAGAAUUUCAGAGAAGAUUUUACUAGCCCAUUAUACGUCGGUCAAAGUUCAUGCUAAAAGUAUGCCCGAGUCGAUGAUGGACAAGUAUCCUGUGUAUUACCACUGUAGUCUGUAUAAGAAACGAAAACAAUCUUUGAAAGACAGUGGCAAUGAAAACCGCCUGAAAACUAGUAAAAAGGAGGAUAGAUCUUCUAAAUCUGCUGAGAGGACUAAAGAAAGUGAAAAAUCAGAUUCAGAUGCCACAUCCAGUGACAAACAAAUCAAAGAUAAAAUUAAUAAAGAGAAAAAACGAAUAAAAGUCAAUUUAAAUUCAGACGACAGUGACAGUACCAAAGAGAAGGAAGCAGAGGAAAAAGACAAGAAUAAGCAGCUUAAAUGCAGGCCCAAGAAAAAGAAGACAAAGGAAUCUGAAGAUGAAACAACUGCGGCUACACUCAGUGAUGGCGGCUGUGAAGAUAGAAAGAAAGAAAACAAAGCUAGUAAAAAAGACAGCCAGAAAGGACCCAUGGUUGAAGCCGAAAUUGAGUCAAAAAGCACUGAAAGUGAUGGUAGUCCACUAAACUCAAAACAAAUGGAGCAUGAGGAAAUGUCCAACAAAAAAGAUCCCAGCGAAAGUAUCAACUCCAGUGAUGAAGAAGAAAUUUGCAACAAGUCUAAAAAAAGUACAAAAAAAAUUGAAUCUAAUAGCAGCCAAGAAGAUUCCAAUGAUGACAAAAAGUUAGAAAACAGAAAAGUAAAACAAGGUAACAACAGUGUUGAUAGUGAUGAUGAGAAGUCUAAACCAACUGACAAGUUAGAUUCAAAGUCUAAAAGUCGUCGUAAAUCUUUAAUAAGUGACAGCGAAGAAGAUUCCAAUGAUAACGAAAAGUUAGAAAACAGAAAAGUAAAACGAGGUAACAACAGUGUUGAUAGUGAUGAUGAGAAGUCUAAACGAACUGACAAGUUAGAUUCGAAAUCUAAAAGUCGUCGUAAAUCUUUAAUAAGUGACAGCGAAGAAGAUUCCAAUGAUGACAAAAAGUUAGAAAACAGAAAAGUAAAACGAGGUAACAACAGUGUUGAUAGUGAUGAUGAGAAUUCUAAACCAACUGACAAGUUAGAUUCGAAGUCUAAAAGUCGUCGUAAAUCUUUAAUAAGUUGCAGCGAAGAAAAGAAAUUAAGUGGUGAAAAAUCUAAAAAGUCAAAAUCAGCUAGAUCAAUAGACAGUGACUCUGACCAAAAAAGUAACAGUGUUACUGGAAAUGAGAGAAAAAAAAAGAAACUUGAUAAGGAAAGUCGCGAUAAAAAAAAUAAGAUUGAUGAAUCUGAAAUAGUUAAUUUAAUUGAAGAUUCACCAAUGAAACCAAAAGAGAAUUUAAAAAAUAAGGAGAGCAAAGAAGAUAGUGACUCUUCUACUUCAGACAAAAAACCUAUGAUCAAAACAGUUAGAUUCAUAGACAGUGACUCUGACCAAAAAAGUGACAGUGUCAAUGGAAAUGAGAGAAAAAAAAAGAAACUUGAUAAGGAAAGUGACAGUAAAAAUAAUAGGACUGAUGAAUCUGAAAUAGUUCAUUUAAUUGAAGAAUCCCCAAUGAAACCAAAAGAAAAUUUAAAAAGCAAGGAGAGCAAAGAAGAUUGUGACUCUUCUAUGUCAGACAAAAAACCUAUGGUCAAAACAGUUAGAUACACAGACAGUGACUCUGACCAAAAAAAUGACAGUGUCACUGGAAAUGAGAGGAAAAAAAGGAAACUUGACAAGGAGGGUCACAAUAAAAAUAAGAAGACUGAUGAAUCUGAAAUAGUUGAUUUAAUUGAAGAUUCACCAAUGAAACCAAAAGAAAAUUUAAAAAGCAAGGAGAGCAAAGAAGACAGUGACUCUUCUACUUCAGACAAAAAACCUAUGAUCAAGUUAGUAAGUCUUAACAAGUUACUCAAGCCUGAUGUACUACAAAAAGAAAUGUAUCAUAUGGACACUAAAAUCCCCCCAGUUUCAAAGACAUACAAGAACCGCAAAGAAAAGAGUAACCCUCAAGAGGAUGAAAAGAAAAAAGCAAUUAGUGCUUUCAAGCCCAAAAAGUUUGAUGUUGUUGUUACUAGGCUACCAAAAUUUACAGAUGUAUUUUUGUGUGAAUAUGGGUUGAAGAAAAUAACUCAGAAUGGAUCUGAGAUUUAUAGUUUAACAUCACUAAAAAACAAGGAAAAAGAAAAAUCAAGCCUGAAGACUGAUCAAAAUAAUUCUAGAUCAGAAAGUAAAGAAAAAUCCUGUGAUAAUAUUGAUCCUAGUGAUGCUGAAAAGAGUAAAUUGGCUGAAGGAAUUGAAGCAAGCAAAAAUGCACUACUCAAUUCUGAUUCUGAUGAUGUGGAUACCAAUAAGCCAAAGAAUUGUAAAAACUCUAGAAGGAAAUCUAAGGCUCUACAAUCAGACUCUGAAAAAGAUGAGGGUAAUGAUAAAAUAAAAUCUAAAUCUUGUUCACCAACUGCAUGUAACAGAUCUAGAAGUAUAUCACCAAAAGACGUAGAUAAAAAUGGGAAAAUUGCUAGUGAAUGUAAAGAAAAAUUGGCUAGAAACAAUGACCCAGAAAACAUCAUAUCCCUGGAUUCUGUGGCCACUCCGAAGACGCCAGAUAGAAAAACGGAAGAAACAGAGAAAACUACACCACAGUCCAGAAGGAAAUUAAUUAUGGAGUCAAUGCAUGCAAAAAAGAUGCUAUUGACUUAUUCCUCAAGCUCUGAUACUGAUGAUGAUCAGCUGAAAAAUGCAUUGAAAGAAAUUAAAAACUCUCUUUUAAAGGGAUCAAGUUCAGACGAUGAACUAGAUGUGAAAAAGAUAGUUCAAAUGAAUAGGAGAAAGCUGGUUACUCCCUCGGAUUCUGAUGAUAGCUUAAAUAUAAAGAAGAAAAAGAGAGGAAAGGAGCUUGCUAAAGAGAAGGAGCAGGAGGAUAGCAGUAUUAGCCAAGUGGAUGGAACCAAUGAUGAAUUGUCUAAUUCAAGUUGUAGCCAGAUGGGCCGCUCUAAAACAAAACCUGCCAGUAGCAGCUCUGAGAAUGUGGACACAGUUGACUCAGAAAUUAAUAGAUUGUCAAACCUCAAGACGCUGAACCGCCGCCGGCGACCGUCGGUCGAGAGGACGACUAGAAGCACCCGAAGAAUGCCGAAGGCGCCGCCGAUUAAAGAUGAGGUGUUGGCCCUUGCCAGCUCGGGCUCUGGCUCUGGCUCUGAGAGCGAACACGAGGCGGCAGAGACGGAAGAGCUGCCCCCCAUCUCGAUGCCAAAGUUGAACGGGGACAGCAUCAACCACAUCGCCAAGGAAGACCUCCUGGCUCAGAGUGAACCGUCCAGCUCUGAAAAUGAAAAAGCUAAUGGUUCCGAGGACGACAAAAAAGAAUCAGAUAGCGACGAAGACACUGUGAAGUCCAGAAGACGCAAAGCAAACGCCAUAGCGUCCGAUUCCGAGGCCGAAGCGGCGCGGAAGGCGGACAGAAUGAGCGACUUCGACGAGUCGGAGGACGAGAGCAGCGAGCCUAGGAAAAAGAGCAAGCGAAAGAAGAAGGACACUGACAGCGACGGGUCUGUCUCUUCCAGCGACGGGGGUAAAAAGAAGCGUCGUCGCAUCAAACAAGUGAAUGAUAGCGACGGCUCCGGAUCCGACACGGAGAAUGAAGGCAGGAACAAACAUGGAAGAAAGAAUAUUCGCAAGGUGAUGAGCAAGGACCAGUUAGAAGAGGCUACAAAGAAGGCAGCGCGACAGGAGAAGGAGAGGAUUGCUCGUAUAGCCGAACGCCAGAAACUGUACAACAACUUGGAAUUCGACGAGUCCGGCAAGCCUGACGAGGUUGUGCUAGACAAGGUGGUGUUGGACUUCGACCCUGAGACCAAGGAGCCCAUCAUAGAGGUGGACCGCGGGCUCGUCAAGAAACUCAAGCCGCAUCAGGCUAACGGUAUAAAGUUCAUGUGGAACGCGUGCUUCGAAAGCGUGAAACGCAUCAAGAAGGACCGCGGAUCCGGCUGCAUCCUCGCCCACUGCAUGGGUCUGGGCAAAACUCUGCAGGUGGUCUCCCUAACCCACACACUGCUCGCGCAUAGCAAGCUGACCGGCGUGAAACGAGUACUAGUUGUCUGUCCGUUGUCGACCGUGUUGAACUGGGUCAACGAGUUCACCAUGUGGCUCAAACACGCCGAGACGGACACCGAGGUGGACGUGUUCGAGUUGUCGAGGCACAAGCAGAAUUCAGAGCGCUCCUGGCAGCUCCAACAAUGGGUGGAGUGUGGCGGCGUGUGCGUGCUCGGCUACGAGAUGUUCCGCAACCUCUCCGCCGACAACAACAAAAAGUUCAAGAAGAAGAUGCUCAAGACCUUCCAGGAGGCUCUCGUGGAUCCUGGCCCGGACCUUGUGGUGUGCGACGAAGGCCAUCUUCUAAAGAAUGAAAAGACGAGCCUGUCCCAAUCCAUGAACCGCGUGAGGACGUUACGACGCAUCGUGCUCACCGGCACACCGCUGCAAAAUAAUCUCAAGGAGUAUUACUGCAUGGUACAAUUCGUGAAGCCCAACCUCCUCGGCAAAUACAACGAGUACCUGAAUCGCUUCGUGAACCCCAUCACCAACGGGCAGUACACAGAUUCAACUGAACGGGACAUCUGCCUUAUGAAGCGACGAUCCCACGUUCUGCAUACUAUGUUGGACGGCGCUGUUCAAAGGAGAGACUACGGGGUGCUGGCACCCUUCCUGCCUCCGAAGCACGAGUAUGUGCUCUUCAUUACGCUCACCGAGAUCCAGACAAAACUCUACCAGCAUUACCUGGACAACUAUUCUAGAAGACCACUACCAGGAAAAUCAUCAGGGUUCUUAUUCCCCGACUUCCAGUCUUUGCAAAGGAUAUGGACGCACCCUCUGGUCCUCAAGUACAAUUCGGAACGAUAUGAGAUCAUGCAACAGAAGAAGAGAGAUAAAGAGGAGGAAGAUUCGGAAGGUUCGCUCGCCGAUUUCAUCGAUGACGAUUCUACGCCGGAGGAAUCCUCAACAGAAGAAUCUUCAGACGAUUUGUCAGACGUGAGUGACGACAGUCGAAAGAAGAGCAAAAAGAAAUCUAAAGUCAAGAAAGGGAAAGGCAAAGAUGCUAAGGCGUCAGGUCGACGCAACACGAGAGCUAAUCCAGUGGAACUAGAAGAAGAGAAGCCCAAUUCCGACAUAGAGGAGAUAAAAUACGAGAACCCAACGGAGUGGUGGAUGAAACUCGUCACAGAGGAGGAGCUGGAAGACAUCCGGCACUCACACAAACUGCUGCUGCUGUUUGAUAUCCUGAGGCAGUGCGAGGCGAUUGGAGACAAGCUGCUUGUUUUCUCCCAGUCUCUUUACUCCCUGGAUUUGAUCGAACAUUUCCUGGGUAAAGUCGACGAGGCGACUCAGGAGGGGCGCAUAGAUGAGAAACUCGCGAGUCAUGUUGGCUCGUGGUCGCCGGGCGUGGACUAUUUCCGUCUGGACGGAUCUACGUCCUGCGAGAACCGAUCAAUUUGGUGCAAGAACUUCAACCGGGAGGAUAAUCCCAGAGCUAGACUGUUCCUAAUCUCGACCCGCGCCGGAGGUCUGGGCAUCAACCUCGUCGCCGCCAACCGUGUCGUGAUCUUCGACGUGUCGUGGAACCCUUCCCACGACGUACAGAGCAUCUUCAGAGUGUACCGCUUCGGACAGAAGAAACCGUGCUACAUCUACCGCUUUUUAGCCAUGGGCACGAUGGAAGAGAAAAUCUACGAGCGGCAAGUAACCAAGCAAGCGAUCUCCAAGCGCGUCAUAGAUGAACAACAAAUAGACCGGCAUUACGCCGCUAACGAUCUCGCCGAGCUGUACAAGUUCGAACCUGUCCCCGUCGAGCCACGGCCCGUGCCCAAGCUGCCCAAGGAUCGGCUGUUCGCGGAGAUGCUUAAGGAUCACGAGAAUCGGGUCUUCAGGUUCCACGAGCACGACUCGCUGCUAGAGAACAAAGAGGAGGAGACCCUCAGCGAGGAGGAGCGCAAGAAGGCGUGGGAGGAGUUCGAGAACGAGAAGAAGGCUCCACCUCCCUCGCCCUUCCCUAACACCUGGUCCAUGCACAACGGGAUGGCCAGCCUCCUGCAACAACAACAACAGCAACUAGCGUACGCCGCGCUGGCCGCCAUGAUCCGCAAGGACAUGCCCAACAUCAACGACAACCAGAUCCGCGACAUGCUGCCCAUCAUCUGCAAUGCCAACCCCGGGAUGUUCGGUGGAUAUGAUUAUGGCCUGAUGCAGAAGAUGAGCGAGAUCUACAAGUACGCGGCGCAGCCCGGCAUGAUGAACCCCUCCAUGAUGAAUCCCGUCAUGAAUCCGGCCGGUGGUAUGAGCACGAGUAGCAGCCUGCAGUACGAGCCGCCGUGGCAGCGCCAGCAGCAGCAACAGCAGCAGAUGCGGUUGCAGCAGCUCAUGCAGCAACAGCAAAUGGGCGCGAAGUACUACGCGGGCGGGCUGGGCAGCCGCGACCCGGUCGCCAUGGCGCUGCAGCAGCAGCGCGCGCGCGAGUUCCUGCUGGGCGGCGGCGGCGCGGGGGCGGCGGGGGCGGCGUGGGGCGCGCCGGCGGCGGCGGGCGGGCCGGCGGCGGCG